AGGAACUACAUCCUUGUCUUUUGUGUAUAGGCGAUAGUAACUUCAUGUGCUGCUGUAACCUGAAUACAUCCAUGUCUGCCAUGUGUACUAUGUAGCCAAUUGUAAUGUACAGCUGUAACCUGCGUACCAUUAACUAACCAUAAACGAUUACUGGGAAAUCCGUGCCAAAUUUCACAUUGAGAGUUCCAACCAUCUUCCUAAUCCUAGGCCAUUCAGUAUGCAGUUACCUAAGCUACUUAUACUCAUUUCCAGUACAUUUCUCAUCUUAUUCUCAACAUUUCCACAGAAUGUUGCCGCAGGCAAUGUCACACUCAAGCGACAGACCAAAGACGUUGGCUUGAAGGUGCAGGAAGAAGCUACUUUUGUUUUGAAAUAUUUGGUGACAUUUUCACCUCGGCCUCUCAAUGGGACUUUUCAAGUCGUUUGGUUAAAUGAUCUUUCAAAAUCUUUGUCAACUGAUUUCAUGAAGUUCUCCAAAAUCUGUAAAGAGAAAUCUUAUACCUUUCCUGGAUGCGAAAUAAGGGUUUACGGCAUUUGUCAUGCUAACCCAACUCUGACAAUAACAUUAAGAAUUGAUCUUGUUCGAAGACUUGACAGUGGAUCCUACACUUUCCAGCUUGACUACACAACAAAUGGGGCGGAGACUUCCAGUAUUUCAGAUACAGUCGAGCUGAAUGUUACUAGGAACAAUGACGUGCUGUAUUCUGGGACUAAACACACAAGUACUCCAGCAGUAACACAAUGCUUUACUGGAGAACCAUUUCUUUCAACUGCUACCAGUACAACUGAUACCAGUAUUGAUGCCACUACGAUCGGUGCCAAUUUAACUGAUACCAACGCCAAAUUGAGUGGCCCUCCAGUAAUCACCAUCAUUGCAGUGGCUUUACUCGGUCUGUGUGCCGUAAUAACAGGCCUGGUUUUCGCCAUAACCUGCGUUGUAACAACCAAAUGUACACGCACAAUCAGAGAUACACCACCAGAAACGACUUUGAGUCCAAACCAAUCCAGUCUUGGGGAUCAAGAAUCCAUUCCUGUAACUCAAGAAUCCAUUCCUUUAACUCAAGAAUCCAGUCCUAGGAGUCAAGAAUCCAGCCCUAGGACUCAAAGGACUGUAGAGAAAGACCCAAUCUAUCACAGAUUAACUGAGCCAGGACUUUCAGAGGUUUCUUCAUCACCCAUCAUGGAGAUGGUCAGUAUUGGUGGAAAUUCUCCUGCCGGUAGAGUGAAACAGACUAAGACAAUGCAGUCUAAAGAAUGGUUGACUCCAACUGGAAACAGCACCAAAGGUCUUGAUGUUCGACCUCCAACCUUUCUCUUGGAUCGCUUCACUCCCUCUGAAUGUUCUGAUGUUUAUGACGACUUCACAGAUGAAGACGAAUGCCAUGAGUGUGAAGAUAUUGGUAGCGGCAAACUGCACGAGAAUGUUGUCUACAUGUCCCUUAAUCACACAAUCCACCCAUGAUGAGAGGGGUAGGAUGUUUAGGAACAGUCGUUGAUUUUAAACAAACUCUUCCUAACUUGGGAUUAAUCUAAGGACUUAGGACAAGUUCAUUUUCGUAUCCAUA
This is a messenger RNA of Asterias rubens (European starfish), 1565 nucleotides long. RefSeq lists its product as uncharacterized. Bases 218 to 1462 code for a protein of 414 amino acids. NCBI's taxonomy places the organism in Eukaryota, Metazoa, Echinodermata, Asteroidea, Forcipulatida, Asteriidae. The transcript is spliced from 2 exons. The record is from RefSeq and is a predicted model, not a curated record.